Messenger RNA from Plasmodium knowlesi strain H, 816 nucleotides. RefSeq names its product tetratricopeptide repeat protein, putative. The coding region runs from base 1 to 816 and encodes 271 amino acids. NCBI's taxonomy places the organism in Eukaryota, Apicomplexa, Aconoidasida, Haemosporida, Plasmodiidae. The record is from RefSeq and is a predicted model, not a curated record. The transcript has a single exon. Gene Ontology annotation, molecular function: protein binding.
AUGAGCGCCAUUAAAAUUUUCCAAAGGCUGGUGACCAAGGGCAGACUUUCUCCCCACAAAGUGCUCCAAAAUGCAGCAACGAGGAAAUUUACAAGUGAAGGAAAAAAAAUUUGGUACAGUGGACCCAAAGAUACAUACAUAAACUCCGGAUUCGAGCUGAAAAAUGAAGACACAGAAAAACUAAUAGAAUUAUUGAAGGAGAGUCUAAAGUUAAAGUUACUCUCUUGUACAUAUUGUUCGGAAGAAAUUGCUAAACAUUAUUUAGAGCUAGCCAUUAUGGAACAUAAAAAUUUGCUACUAAACGAUUCCAAAAAUCACUAUUUAAAAAGUUUCGAAAUAUAUAAAAAAAUUUUUGGAGAAUUAAGUAUCAUGUGUGCAAACAUACAGACGUAUUUAGGCGUUGUACACAAAGAUCUGGGAGACCUAAAAAAGGCAGAAGAGUUUUUGCAAUUAUCGCUAGCUAAUAAAAGGUUAAUAAUUAAGAAGGAUAAUUAUUUAAUUAUCGACACACUGAAUAAUUUGGGCUCUCUGUAUCAGCAUAAAAAAGAGUUUGAAACGUCUAUUGGAUAUUUUGAGGAUUGCAUAAGGAUACUAAUUUCCUCCCCUAUAGAACUGAACAAAAAUGAACAGAUAGCAUUGUGCUAUUAUAACCUCUCCUUUUCUUACUUAGGGUUAAAUGAUGCUCACUCUGCCAUCACCUGUUUAAUCCGGUCCUACUCUGUUGCGGAAGAAACAUUCGGUCCGGAUCACACCUUGACCGUUCGGAUUAGGGAGCUGCGAAAUAGGUUGGAGCGGGAGCUAGAGGAGGCAAAGUGA